Hypanus sabinus (Atlantic stingray) is the source of this 11972-nucleotide messenger RNA. RefSeq names its product KIAA0753 ortholog. Gene Ontology annotation, biological process: centriole replication; protein localization to centrosome. The record is from RefSeq and is a predicted model, not a curated record. Gene Ontology annotation, cellular component: centriolar satellite. Bases 2179 to 5073 code for a protein of 964 amino acids. The transcript is spliced from 18 exons. Lineage: Eukaryota; Metazoa; Chordata; Chondrichthyes; Myliobatiformes; Dasyatidae.
AUAGGCAUGUUAGUUACACUUACAAAAGUCAGUUUCGCUACACAGAAUUGCGGCACAGUAUUUUGUGAAGCUUUCAAAGCCGUGCUAUAGAACUGUUCUUCUAUCUGGUAGCUGGCUAAUGGAAUGGCUGUAGGAAGUAAAGCUUGAGUUUCAAUGUGGAAGUGCAAAUUAAACCAUCAACAAAAUCAAUGUGAUCUGCACCCCAAAAAUUUUAAAAUUAACAUGCAGUUUUCUCCAACCCUUAUGAGUCCAAUACUACAAGUGAAGCAAUAAAAUCACCAAGUACAGCGUAUAAACCACAGUUAGAAAUACUCCGACCCUCAAUGUAUAUGGGAAGACGUCAGAUCCAUCACUAUAAAAGAAAGACCUUUUGCCCUGCAAACAACACCACCACAGUAGCUGAGGAGCUAAUAAGCUUCUUUGCUUGAUUUGACAGGGACAACAACAAACCAUUGAUAAAGGCCUUGGCACCUGAGGAGGACAGAGCGCUGACACUGAGCACACACUAAGUGAGGCAUACUCUCCACACGCAGAGCAGCUGGACCAGACUGCGUACUUGGGCGGGUCCUCAGAUUACAAAUACCAGCUAGCAGAGUUUUUUUUAAACUGAAAUCUAUAAUCUCUCUCUGUCCUGUGCUGUGGUCCUUGCAUGCUUGAAACUAUCAACCAUCAUACCAAUCCCAAAGAAGUCAGCGCUAACAUACCUCAACAACUACUGACUGGCUGCACUCAACCCCAUGGCUGCCAAGUUCCUGAAGAGAAUGGUUAUAUCCCAUAGUAAGAUUGCCACACCUGCUACUUUGGACUUGCACCAGUUUGCCUACAAGGCAAACAGAACAACCAAGGACUGCAUCUCCAUUGCUCUCCGCAUCGUAUUGGAACACCUGAAGCGCAAAGAUACCUAUAUCCAAAUGCUUUAUAUUGACUACAGUUCUGCCUUCAACACAAACUACACCAUUUGGGACUCAAUACAUCAAUUUGUAACUGGGUUAUGUACUGUUUAAAAAAAAACAAUUGCAUCCAGACAGUCAGACUUGGCAAGUAUGCAUCAACCUCCCUGACCCUGAACACUAGGGAUGUGCAGAGCCCACUCCUUUACACGCUAUUCACCCAUGCCUAUGUCACCAACUCCAUCAUCAGUGAUUGGAUUAAUUACAAAUAACAAAGAAACAGAUGCAGAAACCAUCUGAAUGGUGCAAUAACUAUAAUCUUUCACUCAAGUCAAGUCACUUUUUAUUGUCAUUUCGACCAUAAUUGCUGGUACAGUGCAUAGUAAAAAUGAGACAACGUUUUUCAGGACCAUGGUGUUACAUGAAACAGUACAAAAACUACACUGAACGAUGUAAAAACAACACAGAAAAAAAAACUACACUAGACUACUGAACAACCUAGGACUGCAUAAAGAGCAGAAAACAGUGCAGGCAUUACAAUAAAUAAUAAACAAGACAAUAGGCACAGUAGAGGGCAGUAAGUUGGUGUCAGUCCAGGCUCUGGGUAUUGAGGAGUCUGAUGACACAGCUACCAGAUAUGGAAACCAACUACAACUUGCGGGUCUACAGGGGGCUCGCAAAAUCAUGAUGGACUCAUCCCACAUGUUCAAUCUCCUACCAUCCAGAGACAGAACCAUCUCUGCACAGACUUUUAGAAUUAAAAAGACCUCUUCCUCUCAGGGCUGUUGUGCAACUGAACAAUGCCCCAUUUUAGAGAUGUUUGCUUUUAAUUCAGCUGUAACUUAAAUGUCACUCUAGAAAACUCAGGCAUUAUUUUAAAUUUAGUUAUUGUGCUUUUACUAAAUGAAUUGCCAGUAUGCUGCUUUGCACUGAGUGGAGGAGCACUGCAAUUUCAUUGUCCUCAGCAAUGACAACAAAGCUCUAACAAUCCCAUUUGUUUCAAAGAGGAAAAGCAUAACAAGUUACAACACAGGUAAUUAUCUACUUAAAAAGAUUUGUAACACAUCCAACUCAAAAGAAACAUCUGUAUUCCAUUUUAAAAAUCAUUUCACAGAGCUUUUUUUUUAAAAUGUUGAUCAGCAGUAAUGCCACUGUUCAAUUGAUUAACUUGUCCCUAUAACUUAUCUAAAAAAAACUAUUUAGGUACAAAGGUUCUUUAAACCAAAGUCCAUGCUUUCCUUUACUGAAAAAAUUUUAAUUCUGGAGUGUCUACGCAGGACAGAAUUGAAUGAAACCUCGCUUUACUUGUUUCAAUAUGGAAGUAGUCAUGGCGACAAAGAUCCAGCAAAGGCAGGCAGUGAACCCUGCCCAGUGGCUGGGGUCGUGGAUGCCUUCCAGAUCAACCGAACAGGAUUUUGGAAGCGGUGAUCAGAAUAGCACACAGUUUUAUGAGACUCAGUUAAAAUUCAAUAAAGAUGUAAUAACUGCUGUAUCCAACUUGGCUGUGAAAUUCACGAACCCUCGCCCCAUUAUAAUUGAGAAGCUACAGCAACCUUGUCAGCAGCAGGUACAGGAUGAUGUCCAAAGUGUGCAGAAUUCGAUGCAAUUCUCUGCUGUAUCUGAAGACAGAUUAAAUGUGGCCAUCCAACUGGCAAAGAGGGAUCUGAGGAAAAAGCAUCUAGAAGAACAAGUGAAAGAUUAUUUGUAUAAACAUGGAAAAGAUGAGCUGCGAUCUUCAUUAUGUCCUAAUCACGAGAAAGGGAAAUCUGCUGAUAGUACUUCACGAUUGAAGAAUAAAGUCGAAAAUGGAAAUAUUACAAAACCAAGGCACCAGAGAAACCAGGCUGCAAAAGAGGAAUUUACAAGAUCUAGUGCCAGGGUGUAUAUUUGCACCUCUAACCAAAGCCAAGAUAGACCUGCACUCUCUGAUUCACCACCUACACAUGACCCAGGCCCACGGAUGAAUCGGCAUAACCUGGACAAUAAAAGUGCAGAAGAGAUUCAUAGACUGAGAAUGCAGCUCAGCAAGUACUUUCAGAAAAUUGAAGACCUUACCAAAAGAGAAAAAUCAGUGGAUGUCCUGGAUCCUGACGAAGAGCGCAGAAUACAAGUAAAAAGACAGGAACAAGCCACUCGUGCAGCAAGGAUGCUGUAUGUUCUGCAGCAGCAAGUAAACGAAAUACAGGAAGCAAUUGACAAACAAGGAGCACAUAAGGUGAAACACACCAAAAAAUCUCGAGCCAUGUCUCAGUUAGCAGCUGCACACAGAGGUGCUGUCCGUGCCUUACAGAUGUUUGUUGGUCAGCUUUCUGGGCAAUCAGAACUUCAGAUUCCAACCUACUACAAGGAGCUAGGGCAUGUGAUUCGACAACUUUCUCUAUGUUCUGCCAGACUGGAAAACAAUACUGAUUCUUCCAUACCAGAAGCAGUUACAGAUAUUCUGCAUCAAGUUGAGGGUUUUGAUUCACUGCUUGGGAAACAUCAUGCUCAAACAAAAUCAAAUCAAAUGCCACAGAAUGCCCACAGUGUUUCUGCGCCAAAGAGAAAAAGAUGCUCAGAUAGGCACAGAAGCCACUCUGCUGAAAGAGAGCGAACUUCACCAAUCACAAAGAAUAAUAUUUUAAGUGCACCCAAAGGAUUGCCUCCACUUAAGAUUGAUGAAAAUUGGCAUGUUCCUGAAUCUUCCAGACCACAGCAAAGCAGUAGAGAGUCCCUAACACCCUAUUUGGAACCACAGCAAGAAGAUGACCCUCCAACCCCUGAUAGGAAUGCUGCAUUGAAGGAUGGAUUAGAAGCUUUACAGCACAUGGGAACCUUGCAUAAAUUUUUUGCAGAGAAAACAAGAACUAAGAAAGGAGUGCUGCUGCCAUAUCAGCAUAAACAGAAGAAAAUGCUUGCAAUGCAUGCCUGCUUUCAGAAAGCUACAGUGUCUUCAGAACUGAAGAAGAAUCAAGGACCACUUAAAGACAGCAAACAUCCUUCAAUUCCACAAUGUCCCAACCCUAUUCCAAUGUCAUCUAAACGAAUUCCACUGAAGAAACAGAAAACGAGAUUGGGAGGCUGGAUAUCAACACCUGCAGACAGGAAUCAAUCUAGUUUGCUUAAAGAAGUGGAGCAAGAAAAGCAAAAAGUUGCAGGAACUGAAGCAAUCAGACUGGCAUGGCUUGACUCAGAAGCUGCCCGCAGGAUGAGGGAACUGAAUGAACUCUCCCAACAAGAAACUGACAGAAUAAAGAAAAUCAGAUCUGAACUUGCAGCCCCUGAAAACUGGAUUGAGAAAGCAGAGGAGGAAAUACGUGAGAAGCUUCAGCCCUUGCUGGACAAAGCACAGGUCAUCAGUGACUCUUGGGAGAAGAAAACUCGGCAUAAAGAGUCUUCACUACAACAACAACUAUCAUCAAAAGUUGCUGAUAGGGCUGCAGCCAGUGCAGACUUUCUCAGUGAAAAGAUAUUAGAUGAGCUGCUGGAGGACACAGCACAAGAAUUACUGAGUAUGGAGUUAAACGCAAAAGUUCAUUCCGAAACUUUGGUGAUGCAAGAUGGUCCUACACUAGAGAACCUGCUACAAAGGAUGGAAGAGAUGGAAAGAUACCAGGAGUCAGUUCGUAGAAGAAUGUGUCAAAUUGAAUAUGCCGAUCCUGUUUUCUGGGCAGAGGAAGAAAAGCAAGAAAGAGAGUUUGUCCAGAUUGACACACAACCGCAUACUCCACAGCCAAUUAGGAUAAGCAGAGCGUUCAAGCAAAGUGAACCCAUGUUGGAUGAAAUAAAUCCAAGGUCUAUAGAAGCAGAAACACUUGAUGACUUAGAAUGCGGUGGAAGGCCUGAACCUGCUUCAUUGUUGGAACCUUUGGUGCAGAAACCGUCCAAGGAGAAAGGAAGUGGUACUGUUCUUAGCAUUCCACAAAAAAUGAUUCAGAAUAUCCUCAACUACUGUGAAAGAUUCAAUCUGUAUCUAAAAAUGAUUUCGCAUGAAGCUGUGGGAAAUUUUAACCCAUGGUUAAUUGCUAAAAGCUUGGCUGAAGAAUUAAUGGAAGAAGGUAUAAGUGAUGUUGCUGCUGAAUUCCAGGAUGCGUGUGAGGAGUAUGCUGAAGCCUUGUUCACUGCUGAAUUUAUGCAGCCCGUGGAGCAGGAAAGCAAAACUAAGCAAUCGCUGGCAUCCCUACAGGAGGGAUGUACUGUGUAAAUACUUUAAAGAAAACUGUAAGCUCUUACCUGAAAAUAUUUGUAACGCGCAUAACACAUGGAAUGUGCAUCACAGAUUUGCUUGUUGAUCUGAUUGACAAUUAUAUUUUUAAUGUACAUUUAAAAUUUUUAAUCUAGACUUUGUCAUAAAUUUAAAUGAUUAAAAGCUGGUGUAUUAAUUUCACUUCUUAUGCUUAAGGUUACAAAGUAAAUUUUCAAUGUAAUGUAGAACUUGACCACCUUGAUUUUUACAAGUUGGUGGCUGGUCAAUUGCAUAUUUAAACUGGUACAGCUGAAUUUCUAGGAUUGAUUAGAAACUAUUUUUACUCAGAUGCUUUGACUGUUUAAAAACCUGUUACCUUUACUUCUGAGCAAUGCCCUGACUUGAAAGCAAUUCCUAUGCAAAGCACAAGAAACACAUACAGUCAAACAUUUUAAAUUUUAAUUGUUUUCACCCUUAUAGAGAUUAAUGUUCUAAAAGCAAUGUGUAAAACUAAACAUGCUCUUUGGGAAUUACUGAAUUAUGUUGUAUAUGACAAUGUAGUAUCUUGUUAGCAGCAUAUUAAUAUUCACAUGACAGAAAUAUUUAGAUCUAACCAAGAUUUUAGAAUUUCUUUUCCUUUUCUUUGUAUAUCUGGGCAUAGUUCUAAUAGUUCCCUGCUGGAAUUGUUGAUCAUAAUGGCUUUCCAUCAGAACUGUUGAAAUUUUAUCCCCAAGGCUUUGUGGACAAAUGGGUCUGGCUGCAACAGAGAAAACAAUUACUUUACUUAUUUCCUUGUUAAAUGGGUAUCAGUUUUUGGAAUUAAGUGACAACAUACUAUAAUGAAUGGAUUGUAGUAAGAUGAGGUCAAAUUUACUGAAGUGUCAUACUUAUCCGAGUAAUUGUACAGCAUAGAAACAGGCCCUGUGUACACUGUGUCUAUAUUAAUGUGCAUUAUUUCCAAAUCCAUCUAUGCCUUGCUCAUUCAAGUACCUGUCUAUAUCCCUCAACGUUAUCACUGUUUCUACCUCCACCAUCUCCUUUUUCAGCUUGUUCCAGGUGCCAACUACUUAAUGAAAAAAUUUACCCCCUACUGCCCCUUUAAACUUCCCCUCGCUCUCACCUUAAACCUAUGUCUUCUCAUUUUAGUCAACUUUACCACUGGCUAUCUACCCUGUCUAACCCCUCAUAAUUUUGUAUACAGUACUUCUAUCAUGUCACCCCUCAGACUCCUUUGCUCCAGAGAAAACAGGACCAGCCAGUCUAAUCUUUCCUUAUAACUCACGACCUCUAAUCCAGACAACAUCCUUGUGAUUUUUUCUGUGCUCUGUUUAAUUUAUCACAUCUUUCCUAUUGUAUGGCAACUGGAACCCCACAGAAUUUUGUAAAGCUGUAAUAUGAUCUCCCAACUCCAGUGCUUGAUGCUUUGACCAAUGAAGACAAGCAUACCGUACACUUUGUUUACCACCCUAUCUACCUGUAUUGCCACUUUCAGGAAACUAUGUACUUAUACCCCAAGCUCUCUCUGUUCAGCAACGGGGCAUCACAUCUUACUGUGAAUGAACUACCCUAGUUUAACUUCAAUUGUAAAGGACUUACAAGGACUCUUCAUCUCAGGCUCUUGAUAUUGCCUAUUUAUUUAUCAUUAUUAUUAUUUUACUUUUUGUUUCUUUGUAUUUAUUGUGAAUGCCUGCAAGAAAGUGAAUCUCAGGGUUGUAUAUGGUGACGUAUGUGGACUUAUAUCUAUAUCCUGUAUAUAUCCUGUUGUAACCUUAAACAGCCUCUUUCAAUGCCACUAUGCCAUGGAGUCAUCUGCAGGAUUACUGUUCAUGCCAUCUACAUUCUCAUCCAGAUCAUAAAUAUUUAUGAGAAGCAAUAAAGCACCCAGUGCGGAACCUUGCUUCACUCUGCAUAUCACAGGCCUUCAAACUGGAAAAACAGUCCACCACCACCCCCCUCCGACUUCAACUACCAAGCCAAUUUUGUAUCCAAUUUGCUAACUCACCCUGGAUCCCUUGUGAUCUAACCUUGUGGUCCAGUGAAGCCUUGUGAAAAUAUACUAGACAACAUUUACUGUUCUGUCUGCAUCAAUCCACGUGAUCACCUCUUUAAAAAUAAAUUUACUUAUUUUCUUGAGGCACGAUUUCCCACAAGCAAAGCCUUGCUGACCAUUCCAAAUCAGUCCUUGCCUUUCCAAAUGCCAGUAACUCCUGCCACUUGCCUUCCAAUAACUUCCUUACCAGCUCACAGUUCCCAGGCUUAUCACUGCUGCCAUUUCUUACCAAAUGGCAUACAUUAGUCAUCGUCUAGUCUUCUGGUACUUCAUUUGUUACUAAUUAAAAUACCAGACUGAUCCUUUAAAUGUGCCAGCCUUAUCCUUCAUUCUAACAGGAACAUGCUGGCCCUGAACUCUCCCUGCCUCACUUUCAAAAGCCUCCCAGAUGCCCUAAUACUUGCAAAUAACUGCUCCCAAACAACUUUUGUGAGUCCCUUUUUGAUGCUGUCAAAAUUAGCCUUCCCUGAUUUAGGACCUUAGCUUGAGGACUAGUCGUAUGCUUUCCAUAACUAAUUUGAAACUAAUAGAAUUAUGGUCACUGGUCUCCAACUGCCCCCCUGUUGACAUGUGAACCAUUUGCCCAACUUUAUUUCCUAAAAGGAGAUUGUACUUCCUUAUCUAGUAGGAUCAUCUACAUAUUGCUGCAGCAAACUUUCCUGGUUACACUUACAUUUUGAUAUCUAAUCCCUUGGCACAGAGGGGGCCUCAGUUAAUAUUAAAAAAGCUAAAAUCACCCACUAUUUCAGCCCUUUUUUUUUGUUCUGCUUCUCUCCCCUCUUGAAGAGUGGAGUGACAUUUGCAAUUUUCCAGUCUUCCAGAACCUAGUGAUUCCAAUAAGAUCAUUACUAAUGCCUCCACAAUUUCUUUAGCCACCUCUUUCAGAACUGUGGGGUGUACACUAUUUGGUCCAGGUGACUUAUCUACCUUCAGAUCUUUCAGUUUCAGAUUAAGACCUUUCAUCAGGACCUGAUAUGUCAACAGUCCAUAGGUGAUGCCUGACCUGCUGAGUUCCUCCUGCUCCUUUGUGCAUUGCUCCAGAUUUCCAGCAUCUUAUUCACUUGUAUCACCAUUUUAAUAAGGAACAUUGAGAAGCCAUACCUGUAUAAUAUAAAAACCUAUGCAAAAGCGUAUUUCAAUUAUAAUUACUUUGCUGCAUUAUUUGUUUUAAAAUAUUUUUGUAUAGUUGGUGCAGCGUCAUUCUAGCAACAACCCUUCAUUGUGCUCUGAUAAUUCUGUCUAAAUCCCUAGUCAGCAAAAGUUUGGUAACAGGAUUUAUCCGGGUAAUUUUAAAGUAAAAGUAAAAACAUUUCUUAAGAAUAGUAUUUUGAAGAAAACGUAAUUGGAACUUAAUCAUAAGGAAUAUAUUUCUGAUUUUAUUCAUACUUUUUAAUGUGCCUUUGAAUUUUAAAAAGUAGUACAGCAAGUUAAUUAUAAUUGAAAUAUAUUUUUGCAUAUGUUUUUACAUGUGUAUUGUAAUGGACUAAAAACCAUUAUUCUGUAUUUGGUAUUUGCAGAACCAAAGAACUUUAUUGUGAACUGUUAUAAAUUUGCCUGGAAGUGAAAAUUCUACAUUUUGAAAUUUGGACUCAGUGAGGCAGACCAUCUUAGUUCCUAAUCAGGAGCUAAAAUUCAAAGUUUACAAAUGGAUUGCAAAUUCUUGGCCUUUGACAGGAGAUGUAAAUCUCAGCAAAUUAGUAUGACCUUGGAUAACCCUGUAAGAACUUCUGUAAAUAAUCAACUUAGAGCAGUUAAUUUUGAACGAACUUACAUUUUAAGUUUACAAACCAAACACUGAUACUGUUCAGUGUGCUCAUUUUUGCUUCAGCAAAAUUGAGUUAAGGGCUGAGGAGCUUACGAAGGGAAUGGGUAAUUUAGAAGCUAUAGUUAUCAUGCAGGCAUCUCCAUAAACUUUUAUUUAUAUACAAUAUAGAAGGUUGAGAUUUCUAGCAAUAUAAUCAGAUUUCGAGCCUGAAGCCAAGUUUUUUUUUAAAACAGUCCGGUAACAGAUUUAUUUGAAUAUAAUUGAAUGUUUCUGUAUUUGUAACUAAUUAUUUUAAUGUGAGGUUUAAAGAUUGUACAGGUUAGUGUUUCCAAUAACUUCACUCUUAAAUAUCUUGGGCACAUAAGAACAAAAACUGGAUUCUGAUUUAUAAGAACAAAUAAUUGGAACGUAUACAAAUCCUGUAUAAUUAGUUUUUGAAGUUUAUUCUUGAGCUCAUUGGAACAUUUUUGUUUUGUGGAAAAUAUUUUUAUAUUUAUAAAUAUUUAAUGAAAUUAACAUUCCUCCUUGCCCUCUGGUUGAAUUACACUUUGGAUGAAUCUCAGUUCUUAAAAUAUUAAUGUGCAUCUAGAUGUUUGACUCGACAUGCAACCUUACAUCUAGCUAUUUUGUAGUUCCUGACACAACAAAAGAAGUAUAAAAUCCAGUUUGACUGAAAAGUUCUAUUGUUAACAAAGUUACACAUGUUGUUGACAGCAAUAUCUAGUGGAACUUGAAUCUGCUGACUCUUCUUCCUUUGUAUUCUAUCACAAUUGAUUGAUACAUUCGAGAGAAAGUAUCUGAAAUCUAGAGAUGAUUCAACUGGGUUUGCCUUUGAGAUGAAAGCAAUGCUUGAACAAGCGUGGCACCAAAUAUUGAACUUAAUGGGACUUAGUGGGACUUAGCAAAAAUCUGUGCUGGUUGGAAUCAUACUGAGUACAAACGUAAAUAUUUAUUGAAGGCCAGACUUCUCACCAACACUACAGCACAACAGGGUGUGUUUAGCUCUGUCAUUUGCCUUAUCUUUUGAUCAGAAUUGAGGAUGCUUGGUGUCAAUGGCAACUCUUAGGAAAUCAAGCAGACGUAUUUGCUUUCAGCAAAACUUAGGCAACAUUCAGGCCUAGGGUGAGGUGUGCCAAGUAACAAUUCUACCACACAAGUACCAUUCAAUGAUCAUCUCUAUUAAAACAUACCCUCACCCUCUUCUUCAAUUCAAAGUUGUUAUUUUGCUGAGUAACUCAUCCAUUGUUCUUCCGGGCAAGGAAGGGGGGAAUGAUUGUUAAAUAAACUAGACACACUGAUUACAUACAAUACAUACUCAAACAGGCCAGAUUCUAGCAACCUAUUCACUUCCAUAUGUACUCUGUGGCUACUUUAUAAGGUACAGGAGUGGGGGGAGCCCAGUGUGGUUUUCUGCUGUUGUAGCUCAUUCACUUUAAGUUUCAGUAUGCUGUGCUCUCAGAGAUGUUCUCUUCUGCACGCCGUUGUUGUACAUGUGGUUAUUUGAACCUUCCUGUCAGUUUGAACCAGUCCAACCAUUCUCUUCUGACAUUUCUCAUUAUCUAGGCAUUUUUGCCUGCAGAACUGCUAUUCAAUGUCUGUUUUACUUUGUUUUCUUGCACCAUUCUUAGUAAGCUCUAAAGACUGCUGUGCAUAAAAGCAACGGUUUUUGAGAUACUCAACCCAUUCUGUCUGGCACCAACAACUUUUCCAAUGUCAAAGUCACUUAGACCACAUUUCUUCCCCAUUCUGUUAUUUGGUCUGAACAACAACUGAAUCUCUUGACCUUCUGGGCAUCGAGUUCUUGCCAUGUGAUUGAUUGAUUAGAUACUUACUUUAACGAGCAAGUGUGCAGGUGUACCUAAUAAUCCAGCAUGUACGACAGCCCAUAAGACUUCGUUGAGCCCUUUCUUGCAAUCUCUGCCACCUGUAUUGUUUUAUUAUUGAUAUAUGUACUGACAUACUGUGCAAAACUUUGAUUUGCAUCCCAUCCACACAGAUCAUUCCAAACAUAAGUACAUUGAGGUAGUUAAAUAGUUAAAAAGGAAAAACAAAAAACAAAUGUAGGAUAUAGUGUUACAGUUAUAGAGAAAGUACAGUGGACAAUAAGGUGUAAGGGCCUUUACGGACUAGACUGAGGGGCCAAGCAUUUACCUCUUUCAUACAAGAAGUCAUUUAAAAAGUUUUGCAACAGUGAGAUAGAUCUGUUUUUUUUUACAUCUCCAAUAAUGACCAUAAAAACUGAACACCCAUCUGGUUCAUUACUAUUGAAAGAGAUCUGCUACCUAAUCUGGCCAGACCCACCAGUGUAAUUGGUGCCUCAGUUUAGGGACAAUCAGGAAUGGGUAAUUAAUGCUGACACUGUCCAUGAUAUUCACAUUCUAUGAGUCAAUUAAAAGAGUUACUUGUAGUGGGUGUGCCUUUUUUUUGUCUCACACUACUCUCAUUUGGAAAUGCUUUUUUUAAGGGUGAUGUGAGCUUAGAAAGCCCUACCCGAAAAUUGUGGGGCAUCUUCAACCAAACAACUUAUGUGGUUCACAAGUGUGACAUUCCUGCACCUUGUAAGGAGUAAUAAGGAUUCAGCAUCUGCAGAACCUCUUGUGUUUAUGGAAAAUAAAUGCUGGCUUUGCCAGUACCACCCAUAAAAGGUUAAUUAAAACCAUGUGAAUAACUCCUAUAUUCAGAAUACUUCAUUAUCUUGCUUUGUGACUGUGGUCAAGUAAGUAAGCAAUGUUUAGCAAAUUCUGCAAGGGAUUCUAUAAAUUAGCAACUUCAAUAAUGGAAAUUAGAGAUCUCUCACAGGCAUUCACUUUCAAAGGUGCAUGUUAAUUAGAUACACAUAUAGUAUGUAUUUCAUAACAUAGAGUAAAUUGGAGGGAGGGUUAAUACCCCUAAACUAUCCACUGUCCCAGACCUAACGAUAGCUCUGUCCAUGCAAAGACUUUUCUUUGUCAUUCUUUCUUCAAAAUGUUGAAUUGCUGAACUCAACCAUCCCAUGUCGCUGAAGUUUUUAAUCAUUGUUUCCAUGUUGGUAAAUAACAGAACAGAUGAAAGACAUCAUCUUUACCUAUUGAAAAUGAAUAGAAAUGGUAACAGACUGAACUG